AUGAUCUGCUCGACUUUUCAGAUUUCCGCACAUCUGCUGGCGAGACCUCUUCCAAAUCACCGACUCCUACACCCAGCGAUUUCCGCCCAGAGGACAAAUCCAAGGAGAGAGCAGAAUCGAAACGCGCAGCGCGCAUAUAGAGAGCGGAAAGAAAAGUACAUCAAGAAUCUGCUCAAGCACAUCGAGGAGAUGAACAAGAACCACGUUCGGCUCUCCGACUCGUACGAGUCGCUACGACAAGAAGCGCUGCGCCUGCAGGAGCAGGUGCAGGAUCUCAAAGGCCAGCUGGAAUUCUGGAGCAAGGCUCAGGUGGUGGUGGUGAAGUUUCCCGAAGAAGCGUUGGCAGGGGGGGCACCCGUCAACGGUCUGAUGGCAGGCCCACAAAAUGUAAAUCAGUCGAUCGACCCACUGUUGGGUUCGGAUAUUGCAUAUCCGACUAUCUGA
Messenger RNA from Aspergillus calidoustus, 444 nucleotides. Lineage: Eukaryota; Fungi; Ascomycota; Eurotiomycetes; Eurotiales; Aspergillaceae. The record is from the annotation of a GenBank genome assembly.